AUGUCUCUCCUAACUGGUACCGGGAAGCCAAGAGUUAUCCUUGGGUUGAUGACCUUCGGCGAAGGAGAGGAUGCCGCCGGUUCAGGAGCUAGAAUUUUUACCCUGGACAAAUUCAACGAAGCCCUGGAUUACUUCCAAGCUGAAGGAUACAACGAAGUCGAUACGGCUCGGUCUUAUGUUGAUGGCAAUCAAGAGGCUUUCACCAAGAAGGCUCACUGGAAGGAGAGAGGACUUACUCUAGCGACUAAAGUGUAUCCAACCCCAGCUGGGAAACACAAGGCCGAAGUCAUAACUGCGGAAUUUGAGACUAGUCUGAAGGAGCUUGGUACAGAUUGUGUUGACAUAUUCUAUCUUCAUGCAGCGGACCGAUCAGUGCCAUUCCAAGAGACCCUUGCUGCAGUUGACAAGCUCCAUAAACAGGGUAAGUUUGUUCAGCUGGGUCUCAGCAACUUCACUGCUUUCGAGGUGGCUGAAGUUGUGAUGCAUUGUAAAUACAACAACUGGGUCCGACCGACUGUUUACCAGGGCAUGUACAAUUGUAUCACACGAUCACUUGAACGAGAUCUCAUACCCGCUUGCAAGCGUUACGGCCUAGAUGUAGUAGUAUAUAACCCAAUUGCAGGUGGACUAUUCUCUGGUAAAUACAAGACCUCAGAUAUUCCCAGCGAGGGACGCUUCUCCGACUCAUCCAGGAUCGGGAAAAUGUACAGAGCACGCUAUUACAAUGAUAGCACAUUCGAAGCACUAGCUCUUGUUGAGCCCGUUGUAGAAAAGCAUGGUCUUACGAUGGUUGAAGUGGCUCUUCGAUGGGUUGCCAAUCACUCAAAACUGAACGUCAAGGACGGCAAUGAUGGUAUUAUCAUCGGAGUGAGCUCCGUCGAUCAACUGAAGCAAAAUUUGAAAGGUUGUGAAGCGGGCCCGCUCCCAGAAGAGGUUGUUGAAGCACUCGACAAAGCGUGGAAGAUCGCCGAGAAGAAUACGCCAAACUAUUAUCAUCUCGACUUGAAGUAUACAUACGAUACCAGAAAAGCGCUGUUCGACGUUUGA
Molecule: messenger RNA, 1047 nt
Organism: Glarea lozoyensis ATCC 20868
Lineage: Eukaryota; Fungi; Ascomycota; Leotiomycetes; Helotiales; Helotiaceae
Product: NAD(P)-linked oxidoreductase
Exons: 5
Coding region: 1-1047 (348 amino acids)
Source: RefSeq, a predicted model, not a curated record